AUGUCGCCGAGGGCCACCCGCCACCUCCUGCUGCUGGUGGCGGCGCUGGUGUCGCCGGUGUCGCCGAUCCACGUGUACACGCAGCGCGAGGUUUAUGGCACCGUGGGCGCCAGUGUCACCCUGUCCUGCAGCUUCUGGUCCAGCGAGUGGAUCUCGGACGACAUCUCCAUCACCUGGCACUUCCAGGCCGAGGGCACCCGCGACAGCAUCUCCAUCUUCCACUACGCCCAGGGCCAGCCCUACAUCGACGACGUGGGGAGCUUCAAGGAGCGCAUGGAGUGGGCGGGGAACCCGCGGCGCCGCGACGGCUCCAUCGUCAUCCGCGACCUGGAGCCCGGCGACAACGGCACCUUCACGUGCGACGUCAAGAACCCGCCCGACAUCGUGGGCAAGUCCUCGCAGGUCACGCUCUACGUGCUGGAGAAAGUGCCCCCGCGCUACGGCGUGGUGCUGGGCUCUGUCAUCGCCGGGGUGCUGCUGCUGGUGGCCGUGCUGGUGGCCCUGGGCUACGCCGCGCGCUCCUGCUGGCGGCGGCGCCAGGCGCGGCUGCAGCGGCGCCUCAGCGCCAUGGAGAAGGGGAAGCUGCAGCGCUCGGGCAAGGACGGCUCCAAGCGCAGCCGGCAGGCCCCCGUGCUCUACGCCAUGCUGGACCACGGCCGCAGCUCCAAGAAGCCCAAGGGAGGCGCGGGCGAUUCUCGCAAGGACAGGAAAUAGCGGUUAGCGGGCAGGGGGGGACCCCCGGGGACAGCGGGCUCGGGGGACCCCCGGCCCCCCAAAGUCAUCAUGACCAUCGAGAUGGAGCUGCGGGGGGAGCCCCGGGGGGAGCCCCCGCCCGCCGCCCGCUCCCCGAGCCGGGGCAGCCUCGGGAGCGCCCUGCUCAGCAUCGUCAAACCCAACUCGGGGGGCUCCUGAUCCCCCCCCCGCUGUGACCCCCAGGCUCGGGACCCGGCGAGGAGCGGGGUGUGGUCCUCGCCUCGGGUCCCCCGGCCUUGGGGACAGCGCUGGGGACAACCCUGGGGACACCUGGGGUCCCCCCCCACCGCCCUCCCUCGGUCGCUCCCCGCCCCAGCUCCGGGCGAGGAGGGAAUUUCUCCUUUUUGAGCACAAAAGCGGCGGGUUUGGGGUCGGUGCCCCCUCCCCGGGACCCCCGUGGGGCCGUGUCACCGCCGCGUGUCCCCUCCCCGCACUCGGGGGGGGGGGUUUCUCUGCCCACCCCCCUCCCUAAUUUUUCCUCCUUUUCUGGCCGUUUUCUCGUCUCUCCCCGCGACCGAUCCCAAAUGACGUCGCAGGGUGUCCCCUCCUGUCCCCCCCAUUAACCCCCGCACCCCAUAACCCCCGGGACCCCCCCCCAAAAUCCGGCCGGAGCCCCGCGGAGGGGGCGAGGCUGCGGCCGGGCCGCCCCCCUUCCCCGCCCCGUUUUUCUACUCCCUGUCCCUGUCCCCUCCCUGUCCCCUCCCUGUCCCCGUGGUGCCAUUAAUAAACUGACGCGUCCG
Messenger RNA from Oenanthe melanoleuca, 1493 nucleotides. It is a transcript of the gene MPZ, whose product is annotated as myelin protein zero. Lineage: Eukaryota; Metazoa; Chordata; Aves; Passeriformes; Muscicapidae. The record is from RefSeq and is a predicted model, not a curated record. Gene Ontology annotation, cellular component: membrane. Bases 1 to 714 code for a protein of 237 amino acids. Gene Ontology annotation, biological process: myelination. The transcript has 6 exons.